Molecule: messenger RNA, 3175 nt
Organism: Ahaetulla prasina
Lineage: Eukaryota; Metazoa; Chordata; Lepidosauria; Squamata; Colubridae
Gene: RYK
Product: receptor like tyrosine kinase
Exons: 15
Coding region: 223-2046 (607 amino acids)
Biological process (GO): positive regulation of kinase activity; protein phosphorylation; multicellular organism development
Cellular component (GO): signaling receptor complex
Molecular function (GO): protein kinase activity; ATP binding
Source: RefSeq, a predicted model, not a curated record
CGCAUGCGGAGAGAGCCGGGCCUUGCCUGUCUUCCUCAGAUGUGCUGGCUCCUCGGCUGGAGGGGCGGGUCAAGGAAGCGCGAGAGCGCGCGCGGGGAAAGGAGCUCAUGAACCCGGCCCGGAGGGCGCGAGCGCGCGUGGCCGGAGCAUGAACGGUCGUCGAGUGUGAGGCCUCGGGCCGGGACCCGGUUCCCCUUCUCCGUGGGGAACCGGGGGCAAGCGAUGGUGCUGGGCAGCCGGCGGGAUGGAAGCUACGACGCUGCCGCUGAGACGCGGCUCGUCCGCCGCCUCGGUUCCCGCCUGUUGUCGCUGCUGUUGCUGCUGCUGUUCCCUCCCGCGAGCUCCGAAAGCCAGAAGGGCCCGCUUCAGGCACCCAUUGCAGCCACGGGACCGGGCCUCAGUGUUUAUAUGAGUCAAGAAGAGGUCCUGCGCCUUAUCGGUAUUGAUGCAGAACUUUAUUAUGUGAGGAAUGACCUUAUCAAUCACUUCGCUUUGUCAUUUAAUCUACAAGUACCAGUAGAGACAAAGAGCCUUCAUUUCACUUGGCAUGCGAAGUCUAAGAUUGAAUAUAAACUGGGAUUUCAAGUAGAUAAUCUGUUGGCUAUGGAUAUGCCACAGGUAAAUAUUUCUGAACAAGGAGAAGUUCCUCGAACUUUAUCAGUGUUUCGGAUGGAACUGUCUUGUACUGGCAAGUUAGACUUUGAAGUUACAGUACUAAUGCAACUCAACAUGACAGUUAAUACUUCUAAAAAUAUCACAGUAUUAAAUUUCAAACGGAGGAAAAUGUGUCAUAAAAAACUUGAUUUAGAAGUAAAGCUGCCAAUAUCAGACAAAAAUAACACUAAAGCCAUUUUUGAUCCUGUAAAUGCAGUUCCCACCACUUCUACACGUGUGUUUUAUAUCAGUGUAGGAGUUUGCUGUGCUGUCAUAUUCCUGGUAGCAAUAAUACUAGCUGUUUUACAUCUUCACAGUAUGAAAAGAAUAGAAUUAGAAGACAGCAGCAUUAGUAACAGCAGUAGUUCUCAAGGUUUAUCCCAGCCUUCAACUCAAACAACCCAGUAUCUGAGAGCUGACACACCUAAUAAUGCUACACCAAUUACCAGUUCCUCAGGUUAUCCUACUUUACGGAUAGAGAAGAAUGACCUUAAAAGUGUAACUUUGAUGGAGGCAAAAACUAAAGUGAAGGAUAUAGCAAUUUCCAGAGAAAGGAUAACACUAAAAGAUGUUCUUCAGGAAGGCACAUUUGGUCGAAUUUUCCAUGGUAUUCUAAUAGAAGAGAAAGAUCCCAGUAAAGAAAAACAAGUUUUUGUCAAAACAGUAAAAGAUCAAGCUUCUGAAAUUCAAAUAACAAUGAUGCUGACAGAAAGCAGUAAACUUAGAGGUCUUCAUCACAGAAAUCUACUCCCAAUCACUCAUGUUUGUAUUGAGGAAGGAGAAAAACCAAUGGUGUUGUUGCCUUACAUGAAUUGGGGUAAUCUCAAGCUUUUCUUGCGACAAUGCAAACUUGUAGAAGCUAAUAACCCUCAGGCAAUUUCUCAACAAGACCUUGUACACAUGGCAAUUCAAAUUGCCUGUGGAAUGAGCUAUUUGGCCCGAAGAGAAGUUAUUCACAAAGACUUGGCUGCUAGAAACUGUGUCAUUGAUGAUACACUUCAGGUAAAGAUUACAGAUAAUGCUCUAUCCAGAGACUUAUUUCCAAUGGAUUAUCAUUGCCUUGGAGAUAAUGAAAACAGACCAGUGCGUUGGAUGGCUCUUGAAAGCUUGGUUAACAAUGAAUUUUCUGGUGCUAGUGAUGUGUGGUCUUUUGGGGUGACCUUAUGGGAAUUAAUGACUUUAGGACAAACUCCGUAUGUAGAUAUUGAUCCCUUUGAGAUGGCUGCCUAUCUAAAGGAUGGAUACAGAAUAGCUCAACCAAUCAACUGCCCUGAUGAAUUAUUUGCUGUGAUGGCUUGUUGCUGGGCACUAGAUCCUGAGGAGAGACCUAAAUUCCAGCAGCUGGUGCAGUGUCUUACUGAAUUUCAUGCAGCAUUGGGAGCUUAUGUCUGACAAUCAACACUCAACUUAAAAACAUUGCUGAAUUCACAGAGAAAACAUUGCCAUCUAUUUAUGCAACUGUAAUUUCUAUCUUAAAAUAUCUGGAAGAAAAUUCCAGAUAUUCCAAAUUUUUGUGGAGUCGCGUAAUAUUAACAUCAGGAAGUCAACAUACUACGCAGUAGCUUCAGUAGAGGAUCUUUUUCCAAAAUCAUUGUGCCUUAAAAGAGAUAAUCCAUCCUGAGGAGGAUUUGGGGAUUAUUCAAAAUGACAAUUAUUUGAAAAAUAAAACUCUUCCAAUUUCCAAAAGAAUUCAUGUAAAUGAGUUGAUAAAAAUGUAAGGUUAAUUUUGGCACUGUUAAAGUAGAUGCAAAAUUCAAGGAAAUAACAGAGAAAUGGGAGAUGUCCGUUUAAAAAAACCAAGAUUCAAGGGGCAAAAGUCAACUAUCCCUUUCCUUUUUUCCCCCUUCUUUCCUUAUCCCCAAAAUCUUAUGUGUAUUGCAGCAUCAAAAUAUUUAAAAUUACUUGACUGGUUUGGGUGUUCGGGUUUGUAGUUGGAAUUCUUUGUAUCAAUUGCUUUUAUUUUAAGAUGAUAGCACAGUAUUGUUGAAACCACAAGUGGCCUUUUCUUAUUUUUAAUCCCAUUUUUCAGUAGCAGUUUUUAUCGGGGAAAAUACUUUUAAGGUCAUUGUCCCCCUUUUAAGACAGCAAGAAAUUAUUUAAAGAUUAUGUAUUAUUCACUGAAAGUGUAUGUGGAGAUUCUCAGUCAUCCAGGUCAUGGUUGUCCUAAAGGUGCUUUUUCAAAAGGCAACUGUACUUUGUUUUUCCUUGAAGAUGUUUUGCUUUUCAUUCAAGAACUGAAGAAACAAAACAUCUUCAAGGAAAAACAAAGUGCAGUUGCCUUUUGAAAAAGCACCUUUGGGAGAUUCGUUGAAAGUAAAACUAAGCCUCAUGCUAAGUGGUAAAAAUCUGGUAACAUAUUAUUACAAAUGUUAAAAAUGUUGAAGCUGUCUAUUUAUUAGACGUCUUUCAUCCUGGUUUAUAGAAUGCAAUUUUUCUUGUUAAAAUGGUACUGGUUUGUAUGAGUAGGAUUUUUUAUGACCUGAAAAGGAAUAAAAUAUAUAUAUAUAUUUUAAGGACACAG